AUGAUGGAGACCAACACAACAAACCUCUCUCUGAACUACAUGGAUUCUGGAUACGAAGACACUCAGGAAGAUCGAAAAUAUUGGUGCAUAACAGAAAAUUAUCCUAUAUUGAUAAUUUCAGGUGUUUUUCUUUUUGUUUCCCUGUGUGGACUUGUGGGGAAUAUGGUGGUCAUACGGUUCCUGGGCUUCCAGAUGAAGAAGAACCCCUUCACUGUCUAUGUUCUUAACCUGUCCAUUGCUGACUUUUCUCUGCUCCUGCUCAGCCUUGUUAUACUUACAUCACACUUUAUUUCAGCGGUCAAUUGUUUUUCCCCAUUUGGAUAUAACGUGAUCAAUUUUAUCCUGACGAUUCUGUCUGUGUUUUGCUAUCAUGCCAGCAUGUAUCUCCUGACAGCAAUGAGCAUGGAGAGGUGCGCCUCUGUUUUGUUCCCAAUCUGGUACCGGUGUCACCGCCCAAAACGCUUGUCAGGCAUCACGUGUGGGGUGCUCUGGGCUCUCGCCGGACUUGUUUCUUUGGCUUUCAUUCGUUGUCCUUUACGUUUUCCUAGACACUGUCUUAAAGUAUUUCAUGGUUUCAGCGCUGCGAAUUUUCUCAUUUUUGCUUUUUUCCCACUCCUUUCCAACCUUUCCCUGUUCAUCAGACUCCGAUGUGGCUCACAGAGACAACACCCAGGAAAACUCUAUGUUGCCAUCCUCCUGAGCAUGAUCUUCAUGUUCAUCUUUGGGCUUCCUCCCACACUGGGGUUUUUGCUUGAUGCUUUUGAUAUACCCCCAUAUAUAUUUUUCAUUUUUUACCUGCCGGCACCCCUGAACAGCAGCAUCAACCCAGUCAUUUACUUCCUGGUGGGGAGCUACCGGCAGCGCCGGUUCCAGGGCUCCGUGAAAGUCGCCCUCCGCCGAGUGUUCGAAGAGAAAGCGACGAGUGAGGAGGAGAGCCGUGUGCCUGAGGACGCUACGGUGGAGACCACUGUCUAA
Molecule: messenger RNA, 975 nt
Organism: Chroicocephalus ridibundus (black-headed gull)
Lineage: Eukaryota; Metazoa; Chordata; Aves; Charadriiformes; Laridae
Product: proto-oncogene Mas-like
Exons: 1
Coding region: 1-975 (324 amino acids)
Biological process (GO): G protein-coupled receptor signaling pathway
Cellular component (GO): membrane
Molecular function (GO): G protein-coupled receptor activity
Source: RefSeq, a predicted model, not a curated record